This is a messenger RNA of Physcomitrium patens, 3407 nucleotides long. RefSeq lists its product as uncharacterized. The record is from RefSeq and is a predicted model, not a curated record. NCBI's taxonomy places the organism in Eukaryota, Viridiplantae, Streptophyta, Bryopsida, Funariales, Funariaceae. Gene Ontology annotation, molecular function: protein binding.
GACUCCACAGUUGCUAACCCAACAAGAGGAGUGAAUCGCCACGCGCAAUGAGCGGCGGAGGGCACUUACUUGCGCGGCUCGGCGCUGGGUGAACGAGCGAUUGGUUCAGAGAGUCGUGGCAUUGGUCAGACCUAAGGCCUUUCUCUUCCACCCUCCCCUCCACCCUCGCUUUGUGCCUGCAUCGCGUCGUCCCCCCGCUGCAGUCUCUAUUCUCUGCCAGACACCUUGCAGUCUUGCACGUCACCCACCUUCUUCCCCUUUCCUACCCUUUCCUAUUUCCCUACUUGUGCAGGCUGCAGCAACAGCCGAGCCUUCCAGCUCCUGUGCGCUCCUCCAGACGCGGAGAGCUCUCGGGAGCUCUGGCCUUCUCGCCCUGGGGUGGCAUCAGAUCAUAGCCUGACGUGUAGAGAGCGGUGGCGUGGUGGUUUGGUUUCAGUGUACUGGUUAAUCACAUACAGAGCUGGUGAGCUUGUGCAUCACUGGAGAUAGAGAAAGAAGGGAUCUUGCAUUAGUAUCAAAGCAGUAGAUGACAAGGUUGUAGGUCGCUGCAUUGGCGGAAAAAAGAGAAAGAGAAGCAUGAAUGGGAAGUGACGGCAAUGUGGAGGAAGUUCUCGAAGUGGAGUGGGAGGGUGGAGAUGAAGAUCUAACGGCACUGUUGUGCAGUGACAUACUAGUCGCAAGUCACAGAUAGGUGUUAUUGGAAGCAUUAGUGGACCACAGGUGUCUGGAGCCUCGGCACGCCUUUGGGUUUCUAUUGAGUUGCAGUGUGGUGCAUGGCAGUGUGGAAAGCAGGCGCGUCGACCUGCUUUCAGCUUGGCGGAAUGGGGACUAGUAUGAAGAUCUUAUUGAUGGCAUCUGUAUUUGUAUCUCUUCUCGCGGCUGUUUCGGCCACUGAUGAGAAUCCUUUCUUUGGUAAUCGUCCCAUUGGAAACCAUCCACCAGGUGUGGGUCACCAUCCUCCCGGAGUUGGUCGUCACGGUCCCGCGUGGAGUAAGUGGAGAGCCUACAUCGCUCUCCAGGCAUGGAAGAAGGCAAUCGUCGAUGAUCCCAAUGGUAUCCUCGAUACAUGGGUUGGGAAAGACGUAUGCGAGUACAAAGGAGUUUUCUGUUCCCCUCCCGAGGAUCCAAAUCUCUCUUAUCUGGAGGUGGUCUCUGGAAUAGAUCUGAACGAAGCCGACUUAAAGGGUCCUUUGGUGCCUGAGCUCGGAUUGCUUCGCGAGAUUGGACUGUUCCACUUGAACAGCAAUCGGUUCUACGGAACCGUCCCCGAUUCAUUCAGGUACAUGAAGACCCUGUUCGAGCUCGAUCUCAGCAACAACCAUCUCACCGGAGAGUUUCCUCAGGUGCUUCUGGACAUCCCCCUUCUGGAAUAUUUGGACAUCCGUUUCAACAAGUUCUACGGCAAGUUGCCGAGGGAGCUUUUCUCAAAGCGUCUUGAUGCUCUGUUUGUGAACAACAACAACUUCAACGGCGAGAUUCCCGACAAUCUUGGAGAGUCUACAGUCUCUGCUUUAGUUCUCGCCAACAACUACUUGCACGGGAGCAUCCCCAAAUCCAUUGGAGACAUGAAGAACUUAAAUGAGAUUGUCGCUCUGAAUAACGACAUCGAUGGUCAACUUCCUGAUAACAUUGGUAACCUCAAGAAUGUCACCCUAUUCGACUACAGCGACAACCAUAUCACAGGAGGAUUGCCGAAGAGCAUCAAGGGCAUGUCCAGUCUAGAGACUUUUGAUAUGAGCAAGAACAAGCUGGGUGGCAUUGUCACGGCCGAGCUUUGUGAAUUGGACAAUAUCAGCGCCAUCAACUUGGACAAUAACUACUUCACUGGUGUUGCUCCUUCUUGUGCUGCCCUAGGCGAUAUCUUGUCUCUCGACGGAAACUGUGUUCCUGGUUCUCAAGGACAGAAGGACGCAGCCACAUGCGCAGCAUUCUACUCCCCUCCAUCUGGUGGAACUCCUAACCCAACUCCUCCAUCCCCUGUUACACCCUCUCCUCCUCCACCCUCACCAUCUCCUCCUCCCCCCUCACCAUCACCUCCUCCUCCUACUCCUGUUACGCCCCCUCCACCUCACCCUGAGCCAGAGUGUCCAGAGGGUUACGCGCCUGGAUACAAGUCUGGCACCUGUUUCAUGAUAGUAAAGGAGCCAAAGACCUGGUCUCAAGCCGAGUCUUACUGCCGCGAGCAUUCUGAUGGUAACUUGGCAGCGGCUGCUGAUUGGGCGGAGCUUGAGGAUCUUGGUGUCCUCUGCUUCAAGUCGAAUGUAACAGUAUUUGGCGAUGCAAGUAACCCUCUGGGUCUUGGUUGCUUCUUGGGCGGGCGGAGGCCGUACUCACUCAAUCCCGCAACCAAGGGUUGGAACUACCCCUUGUCUCCCUGCGUUGAAUUCAACCAAACUUGGUGGAACUACGGUGAGCCCAACAACCUGGGAGGAUACGAGGGCUGCCUCACUGUUAAGUUCGAGUCUGAGGAGCAGGCGAGAAACCCUGCUAAGCUUCCAUACAUGCUGAACGACCUGAGUUGCGACGUCCGGCUGCCGUUCAUCUGCGCAUUGACUAGGUGCGAGGAUGUGGGAUGCGAUUUGCCUGAGACUUGCAAGACCUUCGGUGACAAGCAAGCUAAAUGUUAUUCGGACCACAGGAACUCGGUGGGCUACGGCUGCGACUGCAGUGCCGGGUACUAUCCAGAUGGCUCUGGAGCAUGUGUCCCUCGUAGCUCAUAAUUCAUCAGGGCUUGUGCUUUCUUUCGGACGUGAUGUGGUUCAGAUGCCGUAGAUAACGCUGCAGUGCAGGUGGAAUGGACCAGUUGGGCGACUUGGAUUAGCAGCAGGUAGUGUAUGUGGAGAAAAUUGCUAGGGAUUAGACAGAUCUUGGAUGGUUUAUGAUAAUGGCUGUCGGAAGGUGGAGUGAUGACAUCUCGGUGAGUGUUGCAUCAUCUCUCUCCUCCCAAGUGGCAACUAGACAACAGGCAAUCAAAGAUUGCUGAUUAGGUGGCCUUGGGUGCAUUUACUCGUCCCACUGCCCUCCUUGCAGGUUAGGACAGAAUGUCUUCGAUGAGGAAAGGGUUUUGGUUAGAUCGGGCAUUUGUCGAUUUCUAUCCAUUUAACUGCUAUGCCAGAUACUUAUUAGGCGGUGGGAUCUAGGAGGGUGGAAGAGCUCUGUGCACUUCAUUGUGCUGGGCCUCUGGGUUUUUCUGAGUUACCCCUCUGCCGAUUCUUUGACAGUGAAUAGUUUAUUCAUUUAGAGUGAGCUUUCUUAUUUUUUUUUUUCUUUUGUAAAAAUGUGGUGUAACGUUGUGCUUGAGCCUACACUUCAUUUGUUCGCUUUAUCUCUUGUCACCUCAUUAUGUAGUUCUUCAAUAAGACCUCAGUGACCAUGUUUACCACUUUUUACUUCGCCACAUUAUCUUU